Gambusia affinis (western mosquitofish) is the source of this 2552-nucleotide messenger RNA. RefSeq names its product golgin subfamily A member 6-like protein 7. NCBI's taxonomy places the organism in Eukaryota, Metazoa, Chordata, Actinopteri, Cyprinodontiformes, Poeciliidae. The record is from RefSeq and is a predicted model, not a curated record. The transcript is spliced from 8 exons. Bases 9 to 1916 code for a protein of 635 amino acids.
ACCGGUUUAUGAGCUUUGUGUGUGUGGUUUGGCGAACUGAAGAGUCCAACACCCGGUUGGACAACUGUUUAACCUGCUACUGGAUGGAGAACUACAGGGAUGAAGACUCUUUUACAGUCAAUGUCAACAAUGCCAAACAUCCUCUUAAAUCUCGAAGAGUUUUAUCAGCAACAGUCCAGCACUCUUUUCUGUUGUUGGUGUGUUUGGGGAUGUUAAGUGUCGUGCUGUCUGCAAAAGUUGCUUACAUGGCUAUAAUGACGACCAAGCAGCAUGAAAAUAUCAACACCCUUACAACAGAAAAACGUCAACUGGUUGAGGAACAAAAGGACUUGAAUAACCAGAUCAAGAUCCUGGCAGAAGAGAAACAGUUGAUCUGGGCCAGAGAAGGAAUUGACAAAGAUAACGAGGAACUGAACAAAGAUUUAAAGGAGCUGCAAAAAGAGUUAAAGAAAAUGGAACGAGAGGAAGAGAGACUGAAAAAAGACAUAGAUGUGAUGAGAAAAGACAAAGAGGAGCUGAGACGAGAGAGAGAUGAACUGAACCGAGAGAAAGAGGAGCGGAGGCGAGACAGAGAGAAGCUGAACCGAGAGAAAGAUGAGCUGAGGCGAGACACAGAUGAACUGAACCGAGAGAAUCUAAAUUAUCAAAAGAUAAUGAAUAAUACCAAAGACAGAGAGCAACUGACACUGAAGAAAGAGGAUGUGAGGCAGAAUACAGAGAAGCUGAACAAAGAGAAACAGGAGCUGAUCAAAGAGAAACAGAAAUUUAAUGAAGAAAUGGAGAAGUUGGAGAAGGACAAAGAGGAGCUGAGAAAAGAGGAAUUGGAGUUGAAAAAACAGCAAGAGGAGCUGAGAAAAAAAAUAGAGGCCUUGGAAAGAGAGCGAGAGGAGAUGGAUAAAUCAAAGGAGGAGCUGAGAAAAGAGGAAAAGGAACUGAAAAAACUAAAAGAUGAGUUGAACAAAGACAAAGACAAGCUUAUCAAUGAAGAAGGUCAACUAAGAAAAGGCAAACAGGAGCUGAGCGAAGAGACAAAUGAGCUGAACAAAGCGACAGAUGAGCUGAGAACACAGACAGCAGAGCUGGACAAGCAGGUAGAUCUGAUGAACAAAGAGGAAGAGGAGCUGAGAGAAGCAAGAGAAAAGUUGAAAACAAUGGCAGAGAAGCUGAGGAGAAUGGAAGCUGAGCUGAGGAAAGAGGAAGAGGAGCUGAACAAAAGGGAAGCUGAGCUGAGGAAAGAGAAAGAGGAGGUGAGGGAAAGGGAAAAGGAGCUCAGAAAAACGAAAGAUGAGCUGACUAAAGAGAAAGAAGAGCUCAACAAAAAAAAGGAGGAGCUGCCCAAAGAGAACGAAGAGCUGUACAAAGAGAAAGCGGCCCUGAUGGAAGCGGAACGGGAGCUGGAGAGGAAAAGAGAGGAGAUGAAGGAAAAAAGAGCGAAGCUGGACAGAGACAAAAUAGAGUGGGAUAAAGAGAAACAGAAACAUCUGGUCGUAGCGAAACAUGAGGCAUAUAUGCGAUGCUGGGAGAUUGAUAACCUAAAACGUAUCUACACUUUCAUCCUGAGCCAUAAAAGUUUUCCAGUUGAAGAAUUCUGUCCUCUAGAUAUGAGACCAAAAUGUCUGGAUUGCAGGAUGGGAUGGCUUUCCUUCAGAGAGCACUGCUACUGGUUUAAGCACAUAGGUGUUUUUGGGUUGAACUGGGAAGCUAGUCGACGGUACUGCCAGGAUAAUGCUGCAGACUUGGUGAUAAUUAAUGAUCGGGAAGAGCAGAUGUUUGUCACCCUUCGAGGCGAAUUUUACCAUCAUUGGCAUGGAUACUGGUUAGGGUUACAUCAUAGUGAAGGCAGAUGGCUCUGGGUUAAUGGACAACCGCUCACCAUCAGAUCGCUCUCUGGAGUCGUGAGCGGCUCGCCGGCUUAACGGGUUUCCCAGGCGGAGGGGGGCGCAGAGGAAGAGGAGAGGAUGCAGGUUGACUCUGACCAACAAGUGGGGACCAUCGAGCGACGACUGACAGCUCCACCGCUUCUUAAGAGGUCAUCAGCCGAUUGGUGGAAUCCGCUUCAGGUGCGCCAGCCCGUCAGAACUCUCCCACAAAGAUCAUCUAUGGGAAGAGUUCUCACACCAAACUGAAUCCUAACAAAACUGUGCGUAGUAUCAAUAAAGUUAUCUGUCCCUUUAACCUUGUUUGGAUUCAGUGUAUCCAAGUUUCCACAGAAGACAAUUCUCUUUUGGUAAAUCUUAGCAAACAAUGUUUCCAUGUAGUUUGUGAAGACUUCAGUGUCAGAUGCUGCUGCUCUGUGCACAUAACUGAUUAUAAUAUUUUUCUGCUUCUCAAACUGGAUUUCAAUAGUAAUGCAUUCCAUUACAUCAUCAAUUGACACUGACAUGUCUAAUACCACCUUGUAUUUUAAUUAAUUAUCUAUGUACAAAGCUACACCUCCCAUUUUUUAUUAUUUAUGUUAAUAUAAUUGAACUCAUAUCCUUCAUUGGAAAAUCUGUUGCCUUCUCAGAGGUGAGCCAGGAUUCAGAUAUUGCUAUAACACUGAAGGACUUUUU